GAGCUGAUGGAAAAACAAAGGAUGACAUGCUGAAUACAUUGUAUAAGCGAGUGACAGAUGUCCAUUGCAUACAUGAGGCAAUGCUGAAUUUGACUACCCAUGAUUCAUUUCUUAGUGCAUCAGAAAUUUUCUACAAUAAAGAACUCCAUAUACAUAAGGAAUUCAAUGACCAGUCUUCACAUUUUUAUGGGUCAAAAGGCAUACCAUUACCCAAAGAUAAAAAGAAAAGCCUGGAAAAAAUUAAUUCUUGGAUAUCUAAAAGAACAAAACAGCUCAUCCCAACAUUACUGCAAGAACUUCCUUCUGAUUUGCAAGUGAUUUUGGUGAAUGUUAUCCAUUACCAAGGGAAAUGGUUAUCUCAGUUUGAUCCAAGCCUUACAAAGAAUGAAAACUUUAAUCGGCUAUCUUCUGGGUUAGUUAAAGUUCCUAUGAUGAAUGCCCACAAGUAUCCACUGCAGAUCCUUAAGGACACAUAUUUGCAAGCCCAGGUUGCCCGAUUCCCUUUGUCGGAAAACAGCAGCCUCCUCAUCUUCUUGCCUUUGGCACAUGCAGUAGAUGCUCUGAAAAUAAUGGAGAACCGUCUAAGUCAAGAAAUUCUUUCAUUGCUGAUUAGACAGCUGGAAGAGGUGCCUAUUCGAGCAACAGCUGUGUCUCUUCCUCAGCUCAAAAUUGACACUAACUUUGGAUUGAAUGAAGCUUUAAGUUCACUUGGCCUCUAUGAUCUGUUUGAGUAUCCAAACCUAUGCGCUCUUUCAAAUAGCACCGACAUUGCUGUAAAUGAGGUCCACCAUCGUGCACUCCUUGAGAUCAAAGAGGAAGGAGUUAAGGCUGCGGCUGCCUCUGCUGUAACCAUUGCUCGCACUGUUACUGUUUUUUCUGCCCGACGACCUUUUUUUUUUAUUCUAAUGUCUGGUAAUAGUAGGGUUCCUAUACUUAUUGGUCAUAUUAGUGACCCAAGUCAGUAAGGAGAGAAAA
Nanorana parkeri is the source of this 975-nucleotide messenger RNA. RefSeq names its product plasma protease C1 inhibitor-like. Gene Ontology annotation, molecular function: serine-type endopeptidase inhibitor activity. Gene Ontology annotation, biological process: negative regulation of endopeptidase activity. The coding region runs from base 27 to 965 and encodes 312 amino acids. Lineage: Eukaryota; Metazoa; Chordata; Amphibia; Anura; Dicroglossidae. The transcript has 5 exons. The record is from RefSeq and is a predicted model, not a curated record.